Molecule: messenger RNA, 2425 nt
Organism: Alosa alosa (allis shad)
Lineage: Eukaryota; Metazoa; Chordata; Actinopteri; Clupeiformes; Clupeidae
Product: cholesterol side-chain cleavage enzyme, mitochondrial-like
Biological process (GO): cortisol metabolic process; cholesterol metabolic process; cellular response to peptide hormone stimulus
Cellular component (GO): mitochondrial inner membrane
Molecular function (GO): oxidoreductase activity, acting on paired donors, with incorporation or reduction of molecular oxygen; monooxygenase activity; iron ion binding
Source: RefSeq, a predicted model, not a curated record
AGAGAGAGAGAGAAGAGGAGAGAGUGACAAAGAGAGAGAGAGGUGAGCGGAGUUUGACAAUGGCCAGGUGGACUUUCCAUAUGGCGCUGGUAGACAGUGCCAAGGUUAGGGUUUGCCACAGCAGCAGGACGCUGGUGGACAGUGCCAGGGUGAGGGUUCGCCACAGCAGCAGUAGCAUCCCAGCUGCCAGGGAGGCAAUACCCCUGAGUUCAGUCAGGCCAUUCAAGGAGCUCCCCGGGACCUGGAAGAAUGGGAUGGUCACUGUGUACAACUUCUGGAAACUGGGCGGCUUCAAGAAUAUCCACAACAUCAUGGUUCACAACUUCAAUACUUUUGGACCCAUAUACAGGGAGAAAAUUGGUUCCUAUGACAGUGUAAACAUCAUCAAUCCAGAGGAUGCGGCCAUUUUGUUCAAAGCUGAAGGUCAUUAUCCAAAACGGUUUCGAGUUGAGCCCUGGACAUCCUACAGAGACUACAGGCACCGUGAAUAUGGAGUCCUCCUGAAGGACGGAGAGGAUUGGCGUUCCAACAGGGUGGUGUUGAAUAAGGAAGUGAUCGCCCCGAAGGUCCAGUGCAACUUUGUACCUCUUCUGGAUGAAGUCGGCCAGGACUUUGUGGGCCGUAUCUAUAAAAAGAUUGAAAGAAGCGGUCAGCGGUCAUGGACCGUAGACCUCCACCAAGAACUCUUCAAAUAUGCACUUGAAUCGGUGGGCUCGGUGUUGUACGGUGAGCGCUUCGGACUGUUGCAGGACCACAUCGACCCCGAGGCCAAGCGCUUCAUCGACUCCAUCACGGUAAUGUUCAAGACCACCACACCCAUGCUGUACAUCCCGCCGGGCCUGCUGCGCCGCCUGGGCUCCAGGGUCUGGACAGAGCACGUGGAAGCCUGGGACGUCAUCUUCAACCAGGCGGACCGCUGCAUCCAGAACAUAUACAGGGAGCUGAGGACAUCUAAGAGGGAGGACACUGUGGACCAGGGCAAAUACCCAGGAGUCCUGGCCAACCUUCUGAUGUUGGACAAGCUGUCCAUCGAGGACAUCAAGGCCAGCAUCACAGAGCUCAUGGCUGGUGGCGUGGACACUACGUCCACCACACUACUAUGGACGCUGUAUGAGUUGUCCAGGAACACUGACCUCCAAGAGGAGCUUAGGGCGGAAGUGCUGACCGCACGGCAGGCCUCACAGGGAGACCUCAUACUCAUGCUCAAGAGUGUGCCUCUGCUCAAAGCAGCCAUCAAAGAGACACUCAGGUUACACCCAGUUGCAGUGAACCUGCAGAGAUACAUCACCGAGGAUAUAGUGAUGCAGAACUACCUGAUACCAGCCGGGACUCUGGUCCAGUUGGGUCUAUACGCUAUGGGAAGGAGCCACAGGAUCUUCCCUCAUCCAGAGAUGUACCGCCCGUCUCGAUGGCUGCGGAGCGAGUCCCAGUAUUUCAGGAGCCUGGGAUUUGGGUUUGGCCCACGCCAGUGUCUGGGCCGACGCAUUGCUGAGACAGAGAUGCAGCUCUUCCUCAUCCACAUGCUGGAGAACUUCCGCAUCGAGAAACAGAACAAGGUGAAAGUGCAGAGUACGUUUGAGCUCAUCCUGGUGCCCGAGCGACCCAUUGUGCUGACUAUUAGACCUCUGAACAGCACUCAAUAACUACACAACACGGCACAGCACAGCACAGCACAACACAACACAACACUGCACAACACAACACAGCAAUUGGCACUGGCCCAUGAGGCAGAUCGCACUAGACCUCAUGCCACACAUGCCUUUAGCCAUGUUUACAUGGACAGUUUUUUUGUCAUUCCGAUUAAACUAUUCUGAUUGAAAAAUGUGUCGUCUGUUUCCAUGGGGUACGUUCUAUUCUGAUCAGGUGCUCUCAUGCGCUUUAGAAUCUUUGAUCGGAAUAGCUGUCGUUGCCUCCUUUUCCUUACCAUAUACAGCUGUUCAAUCUGUUUCUAAUCAGAUUCAAAGUGUCCAAGUAAACGUGGCUUUUGAGGCGUGAGAGUGCAGUUGUGAGAUGAGUUGACUAUUUGGAGAACAUGAGCUAGAUGAGAGAUCAUGAGAUAAUUUGAGGAAGCAGGAAAUCAUAUUUUAUAAGGAUCAUAUUUAUUUCCUUGCACCUGCAAAACAAGGAAGCAUGUGGAAGGUGUGAACUAGGUGUGAACAAGGAAGCAUGUGGAAGGUGUGAACUAGGUGUGAACAAGGAAGCAGGUGAAAGGUGUGUCAUUUAUGGAAGAUGUUCCUUCUUCCUUAAGUUGCAAAUGAUGUAAUAUUGGGAGUCAGGUGUCACAAAAACAAUAUUUGGAAUAUUUGUCACACUGACAAUCAUGCCCAAACUCACACAAACACACCUCCCGUCACACACUCAGAGAAGACUGUGGAGGGAGAAAGUAGUCCCCAAACCUGGGCCUAAUUAGCCUGACGAGCCAGAC